Besnoitia besnoiti is the source of this 1248-nucleotide messenger RNA. RefSeq lists its product as uncharacterized. The coding region runs from base 1 to 1248 and encodes 415 amino acids. Lineage: Eukaryota; Apicomplexa; Conoidasida; Eucoccidiorida; Sarcocystidae. The record is from RefSeq and is a predicted model, not a curated record. The transcript has 7 exons.
AUGCAUUCUAUCUUCCAGUCCUCCUUGCUACAAGGGCGACUCGUUUCGCUGCUCGCAGCGGCGGGGGCGGCGCUCUGUCUCCCCGUUUGCCUCUCGCACUUCGACACAGCGGUUUUAUUUUGCCAAGCCUCGGAGCCCAUCCUCGAACAAGACAGUGUAGAGCAGGCAUCAGUCCCGGCUACGGAGGAGCGGGAAGAUAGUAGCGCACCGCCGCCUUCCACCGCAGAUAGCGAACCAAGUCUACCUUCCAUUGUGGAUAGUACCCAGAUCAGCGACAGUCAGGAGGCAGACAAUUCGACUGAAGACAUGCUUAUAAACCUUCUUCAAGAAUAUGGCUACCAACCAAGCUCGUUGCUCCUGUCCCUCCUCAGAAGAAGGCGGGGGAUGUGGGCCAGCCCGGGCUGUAAAAACGUCGAUAUGACGACCGAUUUCGUUCGCUGGGGCUACGACAUCCUCAUUGACGCGCUGCAGAACGGCGGUGAAGAGGACAUAAGAGUUCCGACGGGGAUUGUGGAAAUGCAGCAGAAGGGGCUCCGCUGCCCGGCCUUCUUCUCCUGGUACCAGCGAGAUCCAGACGCGCCUGACGAGUCCCAGGACUCCUACGACUUGCGCGGAUGUGUUGGCACUCUCGCAGCAAUCACCCCAAAGGAGAUAGGAAAUUACGCCCUCCUUGCAGCCGAAGAGGAUCCACGCUUCGCUCCGAUUACGCUUAGCGAGGUGCCUACGCUGAAGGGCGUUGCAACAAUUCUUCACUCGUUCGAGACAGCAAAAGGCCCGAUGGACUGGGAGCUUGGCGUGCAUGGCUUGGCGACAGAAUUCGUUGUCAAUGGCCUGCGCUAUUCUGGAGUCUUCCUUCCACAAGUUUUGGAGCAGUUCGAGACGAAAGAGAAUGGCAUUAUUCAGCUGAUCCGCAAGGCGCAGUACUCUGGACAGAUCUCGAAGGAACUCAUCAACUCAAUGCGACUGACAAGAUUCCAAGGCAAGUUCCUAUCUCUUUCUUUCCCUGAGUACGAGGCGGAGUUUGGAGUCAUAGGGCAGCCAUCACGCGUGCUGAGAGAGGAGGAAACGAGCGACGGCAGUGAGGCCGAUCCGCAGGACGCCUCGGACAACGAAGGCGAUCGUGAAGCCUUCGAGGGCGGAGGCCCGGCUGCGACUGAGAAUGCAGAAGACGCUGAGAAUGCUGCUCCGCCCGCUGCGGGCGAGUCCAUGGACGAGGACAAGCAGGAACCGACUGAAACGGAAGGAUGA